AUGUAUGACCCUGUUCUGUUUCCUAUCGGCUCUGAUGGAAGGCAAACGAAGAAAAAAGAAAAGAAGAAAAAGAAAAACAGACUGUCUCUGGCACUAGAUGACAGUUUUGUAAUUACGCAGGCCAGCAGUGCACAAGGGAAAGCUACUGUGAAGCCUGGAACAGCGACUCCAUGCAGCAGUGACAAGCCACAACCUGAUCACCUGACUCAAGACUCCAAGAAGAAAACAAAAAGGAAAAAGAAAGUGGCGUUUGAUUUAUCCCCAGGCUACAUCCGCGUCAAACGUCCUAAAUUUGUCUCUUCAUCUCCGCAGUGUCCCGAAGAGAGCGUCCUCUUAGUGCAUGAGGCUGUGAGAGAGAGUGAGAGCUGUUCGCAGGUCACAGUGACAGGGCACACACAUGAUAAUGACUCUCAAUGCAACAGUGAGGACAUAAACAGCCAGGACCUGUUCAUCACCCAGAAGACAUUCAGAGUGUCGCCCUCUGAGGCUUCCAGCGGUGAAGCCAGUGACACAGCCGUUGCUGAAACGCCUGAAAUGUUCAUGCAGCAAGACGAGCGGCACACGUGUGUGGCACAGAUAAAGCAGCAUCUGGAAGGAUCGUACAAAGGUCCACAGGACUCCCUUUCCCAUGAGCAUCGCAGACAGACAAACCAGGGUGUGAAGACGCAGAGGAAAGAAGAGGGGUUGAACAAUGCACAUCAUAAUGUCAAGAAGGGAAAAUUGUCCUUUCAGACACAGAUGGAGCGAAACGCAAAUCUUACUGAGGAGAAAAAUGGCUCAUGUCCUGUCCAUAUGAAGCCCAGUGUGCUGGAUCCUUACCUGGCAGAACCAGUUGUUGUAAACUCCUCCCCUGAACAGUCCAUGACAAGCACCGCCACGCAGACAGAAAACUUCUUCACCACCGAACUCUCCUCCUACCUCAGCUUCUGCCAAAGAAGUAGAGGGAUUGAGGACUUGAGACCUUUGGACCUGAGCCUGCCGCAGAGGGCCAGAAAGGACCUCGGGACAUCGUCUUUACCGGGAGAGAUCAAAGGUGACAACCACAAAGAUCCCAUUCUGCGUCGAUCUCCUUCCUCGGGUUUGAAAGAUGUCGAGGUAAAGAGAGAGCCUUCUGGUCGACAGGCUUGUUCUGUGAGCACACGGGGGAAAGGCAAAUCAAGUCUGCACCCGCAGUCAGAGUCUGAGCCCAAGUCCACAGACACGUCAACCUCCAGCGAGGACAACGAGACCCCCUGUCGCACUGGCAAGCUGGACCUGACCCAGGUCAGAGCAGUCCAGACGAGACUCAACGAGUCCUUCUUUUUCAAGACAAAAGGAGAGGGGCUGUCGCCCAGGCCGGAGUCUCCACUGAUGAAACUCGCUCAGGGCAGAGACGUGAAGAGCAGGAAGGGCCACUGAGGUCUUAUGGAAGGAUGGAAAUGAAGGUUUCUGGACUUCAGCUCGCAGGCAGCGGCUGACACGGUCUGAAACAGUAUUUAAUGUAUUGACUUACAGAGCAGCCAGGUGUCAGAUUAACAGUUAAAACAUACUAAAACUCAAGCUGGAUGU
Molecule: messenger RNA, 1548 nt
Organism: Morone saxatilis (striped sea-bass)
Lineage: Eukaryota; Metazoa; Chordata; Actinopteri; Moronidae
Exons: 3
Coding region: 1-1398 (465 amino acids)
Source: RefSeq, a predicted model, not a curated record